Hemibagrus wyckioides is the source of this 1526-nucleotide messenger RNA. RefSeq names its product trace amine-associated receptor 11 (gene taar11). Gene Ontology annotation, biological process: G protein-coupled receptor signaling pathway. NCBI's taxonomy places the organism in Eukaryota, Metazoa, Chordata, Actinopteri, Siluriformes, Bagridae. The coding region runs from base 58 to 1047 and encodes 329 amino acids. The record is from RefSeq and is a predicted model, not a curated record. Gene Ontology annotation, cellular component: membrane. The transcript is spliced from 2 exons. Gene Ontology annotation, molecular function: trace-amine receptor activity.
AGAACACAGCCACUAAGUCAUUCAGAGGUAUUUGUUGACUGAAACACUUCCAUAAAGAUGAACGCGAGCCUGUCUGAAAUGCGCGAGUCCACGGCUCUGUGUUAUGAUUCUCUGAACAACUCGUGUCCUCGGACCGUGUACCCGCUCACCUUGCGCCUUUCACUCUACUUCCUCUUCACCACCAUCUUCAUCCUCACCGUGAGCGGAAACCUGUUAGUCAUCUUUGUCAUCUUUCUUUCUCAGAAUCAUCUUUCAACAGCCACCAAUCACCUUAUCCUGUCUCUUUCUUUGGCUGGGGUUCUGAUUGGAGGAUUUGUGAUGCCACACAGCAUGACGCGUUCCAUCGAAACCUGCUGGUACUUUGGCCUAAUUUUCUGUGAAUUUCACACCACUGUUGAUGUUGUGCUGUGUAACACCACCGUCUGGCACCUUUCCUUUAUCUCUGUUGAUCGUUACUUGGCUAUAUUUCAUCCUCUGCACUACAGAAACCUGAUGACGAAGAAUACAGGUGCGGCCAUGAUCAUUUCCAGUUGGGGUCUGGCGUUAGUGUUCGGCUUUGCUAUUGUCAUUUCAAAUCCUGAAGUCAAGAUCAGGGAGGAUUUUUACAAAUCCUGUGUGGGAGGAUGUUUUUCUUUACAUGCCAGAGAAAUUGGGCUGGAAUAUUCCAUUAUCUUCUACUUUAUCCCUGUAUGUAUCAUAAUCACUGUCUACGGCAGGAUAUUUUUUGUGGCACAAAGACACGCCAAAGUGAUUCAUAGCUAUAGUAAAGGCCCAAAACUUUCUGCCCAAUUGACAGCUAAAGAUCUCAAAGCUACCAAAACCCUUGCUAUAGUUGUCGGAACCUUCCUUUUUUGCUGGACGCCAUUUUUUAUGUGCAAUAUUAUCGACCCACUAAUAGGCCAUUCAAUCAAUACCCUUUUGUAUGAAUCUCUUAUGUGGGUUGCGUACUUAAAUGCAAUGUUUAAUCCUUUAAUAUAUGUGUUUUUCUAUAGCUGGUUCAGAAAAACAGCAAAGGUUUUCCUGAGCAAAUUGUUCAUGCAGAUGUAACCCAAGUGUAAAAGAUGUAGCAACAAAUAUCAACCUAUAUAUAUCUAUAUGUAAGUAGAAUUUUAGAUAUUUCAGAAAACUGAGAUUAUUUAAAUACAUUCUUGUACAUUAAUAAAUGUGACACUUACUGUCCUGGUGAAAUUAGUGUAUUGUAAUGUUUUUGAAGAAAAUUUAAAACAGAUUUUAGAAGCUAUUAUCUGGCAGGUAAAAUUCAUCAGGUAAAGAUGUUCCUAGUCACUGUAUUAACAGCAAAAUGAGGAAACUGUAUCUGUUAGGUUUGAUUAUGAUCUUGUGGUGAAAACCAGCAGGGAAUGUCAAGAUGUUCUCCAGUGCUGAACAAGCAGAAAAUAAAUAACAAUUGCAUAUACUGUCCUAGGGUUAGUAUUUUCCCAUGAAAGGCUGUCUCUUUUUUAAAACUCUGGUCACAGUUCAACAAACUUGUAUCUCAACCAGCACAGUGGCGACUGAAUAUGUGCACA